This is a messenger RNA of Vespula vulgaris, 1366 nucleotides long. RefSeq lists its product as uncharacterized. The coding region runs from base 478 to 1128 and encodes 216 amino acids. The transcript is spliced from 3 exons. The record is from RefSeq and is a predicted model, not a curated record. Gene Ontology annotation, cellular component: extracellular region. Gene Ontology annotation, molecular function: chitin binding. NCBI's taxonomy places the organism in Eukaryota, Metazoa, Arthropoda, Insecta, Hymenoptera, Vespidae.
UGGCAGGGAGUCGUCGAAGGAAUGGCUCUGACUAGUGGCGAACGUACAAGUUCCCUCAGUCUUUCGCCUUCCGAGGACCGGUAAUCGUCGGCGAUUGUAUUCUCUUCUGUUAUUUAUCCGUCGUCGACGGAUUUGUCUCUCUUUCGUAUCUUCGUAGAAUAGCUUAUUUAUUUCUUUCAUUUAACGCGAAUAACAAAAAAAAAAAAGAGAGAGAGAAAGAGAGGGACACAAAGAGAUAGAUAUAAAAAAAGAGAGAGAAAGAGAAAGAGAGAGGGAUAUAAAGAGAAGGAGAAAGAGAGAGAGAGAGAGAGAGAGAGAGAGAGAGAAGCCCGUUUCCGGUAGCUUCGAGAAAGUGAAAAUGAAACGUGGUUGCCCGUCGUAGUAGCAACUUCUUCGUUCGUUCAAAGAACGGAGGAGGAGUGUGUCGAGGGAGCGUGGAAGUUGUUUUAAGGGUAAGGGGCGUGAGGAAGGCCGAGGAUGUGGCUUUUUCGUCUCGUUAUCGUCUACCUUUGCGCUGAGAUCGUUCUACCAUCUAUGACCGAAGGCGAGCGAAGAACAAGUGGUGGUACUAGUGGUAAUGGUGGUGGUAGUAGUAGCAGCAAGAUAUCGAAGAGGGCUAAGCCGGUAGAGUCGGAAGAGGAGGAAGAGGAUUACUAUUACGAUGAGGAAACAGAACCAGUGGACGAACGCAACAAUCCUACGAACGAGGCACCUGCCGUUCCACCAGGAUUUCUCAGUCCUUCUGUACGAGAGUAUCUCGAUCUCGGUAAAUCGAUACCUGGUCGGCCGGGAACGGAUUAUCCGGUGCUAGGAAAGGUGCCGUAUACGAAUUUCUAUUGCGACGAUCAGCCCUAUCCAGGGUUUUUUGCCGACGUUGAGACCAGAUGCCAAGCUUGGCAUUAUUGCGACAUAGAUGGCCGACAGGCGACAUUCUUGUGCCCGAAUGGCACGCAAUUCAGUCAGGUCGUCUUCGUUUGCGACUGGUGGUUCAACGUUAGAUGCGAGCUCAGUCCAAAGCUUUACGUCAUCAACAGCCGAUUGUAUGGGAAACCUACGGAGGAUCCUACAAGGCCACAUCGCGUCAUCACUAAGGAACUACUCGAAAAUAUCUUCGUUAAACGAAAAUAAGCCAACUGGUGAUUCCUUUGGAUGAGAACAUUUGUUUUUUUUUGUCUUUCUCUGUCUUACUCCGUUUUCUUUAUAUAUAUAUAGGAUGUCCAAAAAUUGGUACCAAAUUUAUACUACGUAUCAUUGAGAUCAAAUGAAAGAUGAAAAAAGUUCGUACAAAUUUAGGUCCGAAAAUGCUUCAUUUGAAAAGAUAUAUGUUUUGAAAGGUUAUAUAAUGAAUUUAUUUAAUUAUAAAAUA